AUGCAGCCCACACUAGCCCCAGCGCCGCAUCCAAGUAUGCAAACGUCUGCUCAGGACCAUGCGGAUCAGGCUGCUCAUCAACAUCUGUCGCACCCACAGCAGGCACGUCCGCAAGGUCCGACCGCGCAGCCUCCGCAUAUGCAACCCAAUACCACUAGUCCUCGAGACCAGAACAACAUCGACCCUGCCAUCUCCGGCGCUGCCAUGCUCAGUGGUCCUCCCCAAACUCCUCCCCAGCCAGAGCCUACGGGCCAGGAAUCCCCAAAGACAUAUGGCAAGCGACCGCUGUCGACUUCCAAGCGCGCUGCGCAGAACCGCGCCGCACAGAGAGCUUUCCGUCAACGCAAGGAGAGCUAUAUUCGCAAGCUGGAGGAGCAAGUGAAGGAGUUUGAUAACACGAACGAGACUAUGAAGCAGCUGCAAGCCGAGAACUACCAGCUCCGUGAAUAUAUCAUCAACCUGCAAUCGCGCUUGCUGGACUCCCAGGGCGAGGUUCCCGAGCUUCCUGGCAACAUUGACCUGAACCAGCCACGGAAUGACAUCUCUGUUCCCCCGCCGGGGGCUCCGGCGGCCACCGGUCCCGCGCCAGGUCCUGGUGGUGCUCCGCAGCAAAUGCAGGUCCCCAACCCUGGUGCUGCCACGAACGAAGACAUGAACUCGCUGAAUCGCAUUGCGGUCGCUGGCCUGGGAAUGCGCAAGCACCCUAAUGAAGAAGCGAACUUCCUGGGGAACAACUUCCAGGCUCGUCGCCCGCGCAACGACGACGGGCAGCCCGAUGGGUCUGAAGCAACGAAAACGGAGCCUGGUCACGGGUUGCCCGUUGUAUCAUGA
Aspergillus niger is the source of this 831-nucleotide messenger RNA. RefSeq lists its product as uncharacterized. Gene Ontology annotation, molecular function: DNA-binding transcription activator activity, RNA polymerase II-specific; transcription cis-regulatory region binding. The record is from RefSeq and is a predicted model, not a curated record. The coding region runs from base 1 to 831 and encodes 276 amino acids. Lineage: Eukaryota; Fungi; Ascomycota; Eurotiomycetes; Eurotiales; Aspergillaceae. The transcript has 4 exons. Gene Ontology annotation, cellular component: RNA polymerase II transcription regulator complex.